Molecule: messenger RNA, 1155 nt
Organism: Symbiodinium natans
Lineage: Eukaryota; Dinophyceae; Suessiales; Symbiodiniaceae
Source: the annotation of a GenBank genome assembly
AUGGCCCGGGAGCUCCGUGAGUUGGAGGAAGCCACAGCAAGGGUCUUCGACCUGAAAGAUGAGGAGGGCUACACCGACUACUUUCGUGCAUCGGCCAAGCAGGUGAAGGCCACGAUCCAGGAGAUAUGGACGAGCCACAGCCUCUUAGGAGGGCGCGUGGACCCCGAAGAUCCGGACUCAUGGGAUGAGGGCUGGCCGGUGGGGUGCCGGAACUUCCUGGACCCCCUGGAGCCCUGCGCCGAGGUUGAGACCUGGCGGAACCGCGUGAACCCGGCUGUGAAUCGGGUCUUCGACGUGCUCUGGGAGGGUUUGCCGGAACUGGACAGUGAUGAGGAAAGUGCCGGCGUUGAUGGCAGUGCCCUUGUGAUGUCCGUCGACCGCAUUGGCCUGAUGCGGCCAACAAAGCUGUGCAAAGCCACGGCAGAUGGGCAGAUGUGGGAGGAAAGACCGGAGUGGAGAACGAGCCGGAACUGGCUUCACUGGGAUCAGAAUCCAUGGUCAUCUCCCGGUUUCACGGCAGUGCAGGGCCUGCUGUGCCUGUCAGGAAGCUCCGGAAGCUCUGGCGGCUUCGUGACAGUGCCUGGCUUCCAUCGAGAGUUCGCGCAGUGGAGCCAGCAGCAUCCAGCCGGCAGCAUUGCGAAGCGGUCGUCGACGAUGAUACCCUUUCCCGUUCCUGCGGAGGAUGAGAUGCAGGCGAGAAGGCGCAAGGUCCUGGUUCCCAGUGGCGGCUUGCUUGUGUGGGACUCGCGGCUCCCGCACGAGAACUUCCCCAAUGAGGACAACUCCUGGCGGAUUGUGCAGUAUGUAACCUGCAAGCGCCUGUCCCCGACUGAGCUGGAGCAUCGCGCUUGCGCAUGGCAUGCAGGCUUGCGAACAGGCCUUGUACCGGUCAGCUUUGCGCGGCGCUUCACCCCGGCCGAGCAGCAGAGGCUGGGCAUGGCCCUGGCUGGGGAGGGCCUCGAGAGGCUGAACGAGGCGAUCGCUGCCGGAGAGGGGCUCUCGGCCGAGGCUCUGGAGGCCGCGCAGAAGCUGCGACGAGCCUAUCGUCUGAAGCAGACGGCCGAGCUUCCCGCGGAGCUACAGGAGAGCAGCAUUGACGCAAGACUUGCGUCACGUUCACGUCUGCACAGGAAGAGCCCUGUGUCCGGGCGCUAG